AUGAACAGAACUCACCCCCAGAGAAACGGUGAUGUAGCUACUUCUGAUUCAACAAAGUCCUCCUCUGAAGAAAGAGGCUGCCGCCGGCCAUGGAGGCGCGUCUGCAUCUCUGCCACAGUGCUGCUCAUCCUCGUGGCUGCCGUGGCGUUGGCGGGUGCACUGGGACUUCUGCUACAUGCCCCAGUGAACCGCUUCUGCACAGCCUCCAGUAACCGGACAGGCUUCUUGUGCGAUGACAGAGAGACCUGCAUCCCAGCCAGUCAGGUCUGUGACAGCGCCCACAACUGCAGGAACAGAGAGGAUGAGCAGGAGGAACUCUGUGGCGACGUGCCCCACAGCCUUCCGGGAUACCUGGUUUUCCGCUGUAGUAAUGCUGCAUACUGGGUCUAUGCCGAUCGGAGGUGUAACGGGAUGAACGACUGCGGAGACUGCUCUGACGAGAUGGGGAGCUUGGCUGCUUGCCCCCCGUGUGGGUCCGAGUGGUGGAGCUGCAGCCCUGUGCUCUACGAGUACUGCUCCUGCAUCCCCAGGAGACUCUGCCGGGACGGCAUCCAGCACUGCCUCAGCUGGUCCGACGAGUAUCUGUGCAGGCCAUGA
This is a messenger RNA of Eurypyga helias (sunbittern), 597 nucleotides long. It is a transcript of the gene LDLRAD1, whose product is annotated as low density lipoprotein receptor class A domain containing 1. Gene Ontology annotation, molecular function: protein binding. The transcript has 6 exons. The record is from RefSeq and is a predicted model, not a curated record. Lineage: Eukaryota; Metazoa; Chordata; Aves; Eurypygiformes; Eurypygidae. The coding region runs from base 1 to 597 and encodes 198 amino acids. Gene Ontology annotation, cellular component: plasma membrane.